UCUGCAGCCACUCAUAAUAGAUGAGCGCCCUUAGCGCCACAUCGACCGUCAGCCCGCCUGCAAGACAAGUGCGUCUCCAUUGGUUAAGCGGUUGGAGGGGCUACUAUCUUUUUUUUCAACGUCGAAAAGUUUUAUUUUGACAGCAGCUCCCCUUAAACGAAAUACAGCUCGCGACUUUCCCAGAUUAUCGGACUGUGUUAUUUAAGGAGAGACAGCAGAUGGACUGACCUACUCAAUGCAUCUAUCCGGCGCUGUGCUGCUGAUAUACAUGGCUUGUCUUCUGACUAACACAAGAUGAGCAGAGAUGGGCCACAGUGGACAGGACAACAUGAGACAUUUAUGAAAAGUUUCCCCGAAGAAGCCGUUCUCGCUCGGAUCAAGAACAAUGUCUGUGAAUAUCUCGAGCGUGAACAGCACACUUCAGCCCGAGCUCGUUACCUACAAUGUUCCUGCUCUCAUAUUUGGGGUUUUACUCAUCAUAGUGAUCAUUUGUGGAAAUGUGCUUGUGUGCCUGAGUGUUUACAAGGAAAAAGCCUUGAAGACAACGACAAACUAUUUUAUAGUGAGUUUGGCUGUGGCAGAUCUGCUGUUGGCAGUUUUGGUUUUACCCCUGUUUGUCUAUGCAGAGUUUCAAGGUGGUGUCUGGUCCUUAAAUAUGGCUGUUUGCGAUGGAUUAAUGACCAUGGAUGUAAUGCUCUGCACAGCAUCAAUAUUCAACCUUUGUGCAAUCAGUGUGGACAGGUUCAUAGCAGUGUCCAUACCACUUAACUACAACAGGAAGCAUGUUGACUAUCGGCAGAUUCUAUUACUUUCUGCUACGUGGCUGUUGGCGCUGGCUGUGGCGUCUCCUGUCAUCUUUGGAAUAAACAAUGUUCCUCAGAGAGACCCCAGAGAAUGCAAACUUGAAGACAACAAUUACGUGGUUUAUUCGUCUGUCUGUUCCUUUUUCAUCCCAUGUCCCAUUAUGCUUCUACUGUACUUUGGGAUUUUCCAUGGUUUGCGCAAGUGGGAAGAAUCACGCAAAGCCAAACUGAAAAACAGUAUCCGGGCCUGCCGCAGUUUACAGCAUGCUGCAGUGGCUGCCGCCCUCCCACCCUUGGGGGCUCUGCCUGCGUCUCUGCCCCGGGUCAUUGAGAGGGACUUGGCCCAAUCCAGUCUUGAGGAGCUUGACGACUUCACACAGCCCGUCUGCCCCUUCCCACAUGAGUACAAAAACAGCCCCAUUCAGACUGUGGCCUACCCUGAAAUUCAAUAUGGUCGGCCAGCUCAGAGAAAGAAGAGGGCUAAGAUCAAUGGAAGGGAGAGAAAAGCCAUGAGGGUUUUACCUGUUGUUGUGGGUGUCUUCCUCUUCUGCUGGACUCCUUUUUUUGUAGUUCACACUACACGAGCCUUGUGUGAAUCCUGUCACAUCUCUCCAGACCUGAUGAGCACAGCGACAUGGCUGGGUUACGUGAACAGUGCACUGAACCCUAUUAUCUACACUGUCUUCAACACUGAAUUCAGAAAGUUCUUCAGAAGAUUUCUUCCACGCUGCUGUUGACAUACACCAAAUGCUGCAUAAGACAUGCCAUAAUUUAUGCUAAAGACAAUUGUAAACUGGACUGCAACUGUUUAAUUUUGUUGUUUUGUUUUGUAAUAAUGCUGCCAAUACUUUAUUUGUUUGUGCCUACCAUGUACUACAUCCAUAUGUUAUAUAUAUAGUGGACUUUUCAGUGCAACAAAACAUUCUCAGUGGUGCCUAGAACAUUUGUGCAGCAUUUUAAAAUAUGCCAUGCUCUUAAAAUAUGUCUCAGUUUGAGUUAAGAUUAAUGAUACAAAAUACAAAAUGCAUUGCAUAUUUCAGAUCUAUGACAUGCUAUUGCCUGCAGGAAUAUUUUAAAUUAAAAGACCACAAUGUACACACUUUGUGAUUUAGUAACAGCACAGCACUGCAUAUUUUGAUACAUUUGAUUUUGGUAAAGUAUUUUAAAUAUUACAUAGAUCCUGUAUAGCUUUGAGUUUGAUUUCAUUCUUCUGAAAAUGGAAUCUGUAUAUUGCUGUAAAGAGACAUUUGUGAUAAAGUCACUAGAUUCUCUAACAGAGAUUUGAAACAGGACUUCGUAAUGUUAGUGAGUUGAAGGCUCUCUGUGAAGGCUCCAAAACAUCACGAGAAAGAUUUUAAUGAAGUUCCCGAAAAGCCCUAAGGAU
Molecule: messenger RNA, 2187 nt
Organism: Onychostoma macrolepis
Lineage: Eukaryota; Metazoa; Chordata; Actinopteri; Cypriniformes; Cyprinidae
Gene: drd4b
Product: dopamine receptor D4b
Exons: 4
Coding region: 386-1540 (384 amino acids)
Biological process (GO): adenylate cyclase-inhibiting dopamine receptor signaling pathway; adenylate cyclase-activating adrenergic receptor signaling pathway
Cellular component (GO): plasma membrane
Molecular function (GO): G protein-coupled receptor activity; dopamine neurotransmitter receptor activity, coupled via Gi/Go
Source: RefSeq, a predicted model, not a curated record